UUUCAAUCAAAGCUUACAACCCACCCCUCUCAUACCCGCAACGCUUAAAGGGGAAGAGUGACAUUGAGGACUUCAACAAGUUUCUAGACCUCUUUAAAGAGGUUCAAGUAAAAGUACCAUACCCGCAAAAAUGUGUAUCCCGCUCAUCGACGGAGGCUAAAUAUCGGGCGGUUGCCCACGCUAGUGCUGGAAUCAUUUGGGUUAAACACCUUCUACAGGAGCUUGACAUAUCCUUACUCACAGUCCCCACGCUUUUCUGUGAUAAUCAAGGGGCCACAUAUGUUUGUGUCAACCCCGUUUUUCAUUCACGUAUGAAGCAUCUUGCUUUAGAUUAUUACUUUGUGCGGGAUAUGGUGGAGCAAGGUCAACUGAAAGUAUGUCACAUUUCAACUAAACUUCAAAUUACAGAUAUUCUCACCAAACCGUUAGGUGCGGAACUGUUUACAAGAUUCUGGUCCAAGCUGGGAGUCUCCAACGGACACUCCAUCUUGAGGGGGCAUAUUAGACACUAGUAAUUACUCCCUCCGACCCAAAAUGAACUUCACAAUCACUAUUCACAUGGUCAACUUAAAUUACUCUUAAUCUUAUGUUUUAUAUAUCAAAUUUUUAUCAAAUUUAUAUUCUUUUAUCAGCCUUUGUAGCAGUUUUAAUGUAGUUUCUCAAUAUGUAAAUUUUAUUUACUAAAAGUAAUCUGAGUAUGAACAGGGAUCGAGUUACUUUAUCGUCGGUCAAUCAUCGUUAUCCGAAAUGGGAAAUUAAUUGUGGGACGGAGGAUACCUACCUAAUUGUGCGGCCACAUGAAACUAUGAAAGCUGGUAGAGCGAUACACGAAUGAUAUAUUCCUAAUCUAUGUACUCCGUACA
This is a messenger RNA of Cuscuta europaea, 863 nucleotides long. The record is from the annotation of a GenBank genome assembly. NCBI's taxonomy places the organism in Eukaryota, Viridiplantae, Streptophyta, Magnoliopsida, Solanales, Convolvulaceae.